Peromyscus leucopus (white-footed mouse) is the source of this 4028-nucleotide messenger RNA. RefSeq names its product cAMP regulated phosphoprotein 19 (gene Arpp19). Gene Ontology annotation, molecular function: protein phosphatase inhibitor activity. Gene Ontology annotation, cellular component: cytoplasm. Bases 1 to 462 code for a protein of 153 amino acids. The record is from RefSeq and is a predicted model, not a curated record. The transcript is spliced from 5 exons. Lineage: Eukaryota; Metazoa; Chordata; Mammalia; Rodentia; Cricetidae.
AUGAAGAAGCACCGGGCGCCCUUGGACGGAAGUGAGGUGAGGCGCGAGCCGCCGCAACCUUUGAGGGAAAAAGGAAGUGCUUGGGCGUCGCAGGGCCGGAGGCGCGGGGAUAGAAGGAGCACCAUGUCCGCGGAAGUCCCUGAAGCAGCGUCGGCCGAGGAGCAGAAGGAAAUGGAAGAUAAAGUGACUAGUCCAGAGAAAGCUGAAGAAGCAAAAUUAAAAGCAAGGUAUCCACACUUGGGACAAAAGCCUGGCGGUUCCGAUUUUUUAAGGAAAAGGUUGCAGAAAGGGCAAAAGUAUUUUGAUUCUGGGGAUUACAACAUGGCAAAAGCAAAGAUGAAGAACAAGCAGCUUCCUGCUGCAGCCCCGGAUAAGACAGAGGUCACUGGUGACCACAUUCCCACUCCACAGGACCUUCCUCAGCGGAAACCAUCCCUGGUUGCUAGCAAGCUGGCUGGCUGAUUAAAAGAGCUGAACUGCAUGGGUCUUCUAAUGUCCUUUAUUUCUCCUUUCUGCGUUACUUACCCACUUUCUGUUUCCUUUCACUCACUAUGUCAUUGGAGACUGACAGCUUUGCAGGUAGUGGUAGUGUGUGCUGCUGUUGUCAGGGAGCAUACAUGUGUAGAGGUUUUGGUUAGUUUAACAGUGCACUGAUGCAAAGGACAUGGAACAACAACUUAAGUAAUUGACGUUACAAUAAUUGUACAUAUUACCUAGCUGGUGUAGGGCUGGCUCCAACAAGUAGCAAGCAAGUUUUACAGCUUUAAUGUUCUGGCUUUCCUUACUUCCCCGUAAUUACAGCUUUGUAUGUUACUCUUAUUUAAUAGAACCUCUGUUGUAUUGAUUUCUUCUGUAUUUUCCUUUUGAAUUUUGUAAGACAGACGUUUAAGACCACAAGUUGGAAGACAAGUCACAUAAUUCAGACACAAGUAAAUGGGCUGCAAAAGAUUUGAAUAACUGCUUGGACUUGACGGCCUUAAACCUGCUGUUCCAGCUUUAACAAGAGCAUCUUACCUGGGCGAUAUUUGCCCGUUCUGGUGUGACUUGUGUGACUCCAACGCUUACCAGCUGUCAUUGACGCUCAUGCUCUUCCUCGGGUCUGCAGUGCUGGGACAGCUUUCUUUGUUGAAGACGUGAAUGGGUGUGCAUGUGCACUGACUAUUGCAUUCACUUUUGUGCCAUUUUGUAAAUACAAUAGUUUUGCACAACCUUUUACAAAUGUCUGUAUUAAUUUCACCAUAUUAGAAAGUAGAUAAUGUGCCAACCAGAAGCACAAGACUUCCUACACAAAUCUGCCCACCAUUACUGCUUUUGUAUAAGAAUAGUUUACAAUCUUGAGCUUAUUAGAAUACCAAACUGAAAUACACUCAGCCUGAUACAGAAUUAAGCAUUUUCAUUUGUUACUGAUAUUCAUGACUUUCAGUGGCCUUGUACAAAUAUGAUAUGUUGCUUAGGCAUAUCUUUUGUUCUAUGCAGAACAUUUCAUUUUGACUCUUUACAAAAAAAUUACAAUUCAUAUAAUUUAUAUAAACUUCCUUAAUGUAGAAACUUUUUACUUCCAACCCAACUGGGGAUACUAAAGUUAAAGGCUUGCAUUCUCUGCCUUCUAUGUUGUUCUCAACCCCCAUCUUCUCUUUACUUUGCUUCUGUGACUCGUGUUGGGCUGUUCCAUUUAUGAAAGCAUACGUGUCUAUCUCUACUUUUUAAACUUGCUUAAAUAAAAGGAUUUUUGUGAGGGUUUUUUGUUAUGCUGAGGAUCAAACCACUGUCUCACACGUGCUUAACAAGCACUGUACCACAGAACUACACUCUUAUCCCUAAGGGAACUUUAUAAUGAAGCAAGUAGUUGAAAAGAUUGGUCUAGGAAACUGUCAGGAUAAGCUGAAUUCUGGUUAAAUAAUUUUAAAUAAUUAGGAUGAACUAGGAGAAUUGGGCUUAUAACAAUUACAAUGAUUUAUGUGAUAGGUAAAACAUUUAUAUUAAACUAUUUAGGUAUCUCCUCUACAUGUCAUUUUAAUAAAAUAUCAAUUUACUUUUACUUGUGGUUUAUGUGAUAGUGAAAACAUUAGCACACUUUAUUGGGACACGUUUACUAUUUUCCUAGAGCCCUUUCUCCAGGAUGUCAGGCCUAGGGGAAAAGCAUAUUGAGCUGCAGCAGCCUGAGCUGAUAUUGUUCUUUCUCUUCAUCUUGGGCUGGGAUGAGACCUACCCUACUACGGGAAUCCAGGCAUCAUUUUGUAUUGUGGCUAUAUGCACCUGCUUUCCUAUGGUUUCACACUCGUGAUUAGUCCUGCUCCACUCAACCUGAAAGCAAGAAAAGCAACACACUCUAUACUCCACAUUGGUAAUUUUACAGCGUAGUUCUAUGUCAAUGUAUUUGUAAUGAUCAAGUGAACUAUUCUGUAAUAUGUGUAAUUCACCAUAGGAUUGAUAUCUAGUCUUUUUCCCCCCAUGGAUAUUUGCAAUCCCAUCACCAUUAAAUUCAGAUUAGAUGAAUCUGAAAUCAGAGUGGCCAUGCUCUUCCUGACCACCAGACUCAAUUUAUGACAAGUGAGUAACACCUGCUUGAGUUUUGAUUUGUAAAAUAGGACACUGAUAUUUAACCUACCUCAAGACUUGAGGAUCUGUGAAAUACUAAGUGCCCCAAAUAAAAUCACUAUCAGAAGUCUCCUCACUAAACCAACCUGCCUUCUAUAAAGUAGCAGUGCUUAAAUAAAAUCUCAGGAUUUUCCACGAGGGAAGACCUGUUAAGGAUUUGUACGUAUAGCUGCAUAGCUUCCAUUAUUGGUGCUUGAGAGGAGUUUUACAUUUUCCUGUUUUGUGUUCUGCUUCAAAGCUCAGUUUAUUAUAGACAUUUUUGUAGGCUCUUUGGUCAUCAUUUAGUGAAGAUUUUGAUUAAAUGAGCUUAAUUGUCCAUUUCUAUGUCAAAGUUGUGUCUAAGGAAUGGCUAGUUUCAAUGUUAGAGUAAACUGAAGUUGAUAAAAAUACUAAAGGCAAACUGGCUAAAGUCUAAAGUCUGUUUUGUUCAGUAGCUCCUAUUAGAAACAUCUUGAAGGCUACAUCGACAGUUGCAGCUCGUGUCUAGUUGGAAUAGCAUUUGGAUAGAUUGGAGGGGGCAUGUUUGUAGUCUACAAGUUGCUAGAUAAUCUUGUACUAAUGAAACAAGUCCAAACUAUUCACGGCAGUCACAAGGCCUCUUCUUGUUAUUACUUCCACAGUUAGAAUUAGUUGCUGUUUUUACUUGAUGUACCCAAAGUAUACCUCUGAGUAUUGGUAGUCAUUACUAAGUCAGACUUGUAUUCUUAAUCUGAAUAUCACAGUCUUAUCAAAACUGAACUAUCAACCCAAACUCUGCGCUAAACUUACUAUUUGAUGGUCAGAAGCAGGUAGCUUGUGGGAAGAACAGUUCUGAGUGGCUACCAAGGCCUUGUCUGUGAUGGCUUCAUCACAUCCCCCAAUGUUCAAACUUACUACUUCAUUGUAACCCAUGUCUGUCACCUGUCCUUCCCUGAAGCCCACUGGAAGCACCUACGUUUUCUGAAGCGCCAUCUUGAUCUCACUUGGCGUGUACUGCCAGUCUUACCCAGGUCCCUUUCUCCAACUUCUCACUACAACUUUUAGAAAUCAGAAUCAAAGGAACUCAGAGUAGCUCAUCUAUAAAUGACAAGUAGAUACUCUUAACUAGUUGUUCUAGCUUUUGAAGUAGGUAGACCUGUGGGUUUCAAUUCUAUAAAUUCCUGAUGGUGGUGACACCCAUUCGUGUGUGUUUGUAUGGUAUUUAUCAACUAAAUAGCAGUAGAAAUAAUCUAACUCCUUUAGUACCAUGCCCUCAAAUCUGUCACUGCUUCUCCACCAUUUGGUAUGCAAUAGGACACUGUAUGCAGAGGGCCAACGUAAAUGCCUUUUCUUGUUAAAGAUGUCUGUAGAGUUGGCGGUUAAUGCUGAAGUUUGUCAAAUAGCCCUUCCAAACUUAUACUUGUAAAAUACACCCAAAAUAAAUGGAUCUACCUAAUUUUUAUUGAUUUUAA